Clonostachys byssicola is the source of this 1566-nucleotide messenger RNA. Lineage: Eukaryota; Fungi; Ascomycota; Sordariomycetes; Hypocreales; Bionectriaceae. The record is from the annotation of a GenBank genome assembly.
AUGACAACCAUUCCCGACCCGCAUGUACCCGUUGAGGUCGAGGUCAAUGAAGAGGCCAAUGAACCAGCUCAAAAGUCGCCACAGAGCAAUGUCGAGUCCAACUCCCCAUCUGAAGAAGAAAAUGAGCUCCAUUACCCUGUCGAUCACCUCUCGACUCCACGCCAAAUCCUCUUCAUUAGGACCCUCUGCACCGCCAUGUUCACGAACCAAAUUGGUCUCGGAAACACUCUUGCCACCGUCGGCCCCAUAGGCGAAUCCUUCGGCAUCAGCAACCCAGGCCAACUAUCAUGGCUGAUUGCCGGAUACAGCUUGACCAUCGGCACUUUCAUCCUCAUCGGCGGCCGGCUGGGCGAUGAGUUUGGCAACAAGAAGCUAUUUGUGAUUGGAACGGCCUGGUACGCUUUAUGGUCUCUCAUCGCCGGUCUCGCCGUCUAUAGCACCCAAGUGCUUUUUGUCUUUGCUCGCGUGUUGCAGGGUGUGGGCCCGGCACUUACACUCCCCAACGCUCUUGCUAUACUCGGCCGGUCGUAUUCCCCCGGACCACGUAAAAACAUGUCCUUUGCCUGGUUCGGUGCUUCAGCACCCUUUGGAGCCAUCAUUGGGUUCUUCUUUGGCGGCCUGUUUGUGCUCGCUUGGUGGCCGUGGAUCUACUGGAGCCAGGGAAUCGCGCUUGCUAUAAUAGCCGUCUUUGCCGCUUGGGCGAUUCCUCCUCUUCCCGUGUCUCGGCAACAGGGAAAGCAACUUCGAGAAAGGCUGGAGGACCUGGAUGUUCUUGGAGGCUUGACCGGCGUAACCGCAUUAGUCUUGGUGAACCUUGCAUGGAACCAAGCAGUUGUUGUGGGUUGGCAAGAAGUUUAUAUCUACCUUUGCCUGAUCCUGGGUUUCCUCUUUGGAGUGGUGUUCUUUCUUAUCGAGGUCUACUGGGCCAAGUCCCCUAUUAUUCCUUUCGCUUCGUUCAACUCUGACGUUGCCUUUGUGUUUGCUUGCACAGCCGCAGGCUGGGCUUGCUUUGGCAUAUGGAUCUUUUAUAUUGGACAAGUCGCGCUCAAUAUUGACGGCAAUACUCCCAUACAAAUGUCGGCAUGGUUUGCGCCAGGGAUUCCCGUUGGCUUAAUUUCAGCACUGGCUGUUGGAAAGCUGCUGGGAAAGGUUCCCGCCCCGUGGAUAAUGGUUAUUGGGCAGGUCGCUUAUCUUGCUGGCUCUAUCCUAGCUAGUAUUCGGCCUCCGCACUCAACCUAUUGGACGUAUUUCUUCUUUAGUGUCUUGAUUAUUACUGUCGGCAUGGAUACCUCGUUUCCUGCAGCAACAAUCAUCUUCUCGGAUGCGGUGCCCCGGCAUCACCAGGGAAUGGGUGCUAGCGUUGUCUUGACUGUUGUCAACUACAGCAUCUCAAUUAGCUUGGGCUUUGCUGGUACCAUUGAGCGAUACAUCAAUAAUGGAGGGCAUACAGAGGCCGACAGGCUUCAUGGGUAUCGUGGCGCCAUCUGGUUUUCAGUCGGUUUGGCGGGGCUGGGGUUGAUUUUGAGUUUGGUCUUUGUGUUCAAUUCUAAGAAGCAGCGAGGAUGA